Gastrolobium bilobum is the source of this 1530-nucleotide messenger RNA. Its product is annotated as endoglucanase 16. Gene Ontology annotation, molecular function: hydrolase activity, hydrolyzing O-glycosyl compounds. The transcript has 8 exons. The record is from RefSeq and is a predicted model, not a curated record. Bases 1 to 1452 code for a protein of 483 amino acids. Gene Ontology annotation, biological process: carbohydrate metabolic process. Lineage: Eukaryota; Viridiplantae; Streptophyta; Magnoliopsida; Fabales; Fabaceae.
AUGGGUACUGAAAGAGUAUAUUGGGCCAUCAUUGUAGCAUGGCUUAGUUUGUUCGAAGGAAAUAUGAUGCUAGUUAAGGGUGAUUUUAAUUAUAAGGAGGCACUCACAAAGUCCAUUAUUUUCCUAGAAGCACAACGAUCAGGGAAGCUCCCUUCAAACAACAGGGUACCUUGGAGAGGAGACUCAGCACUCGAUGAUGGAAAACUCGCUAAUGUGGACCUUGUUGGGGGAUACUACGAUGCAGGGGAUAAUGUAAAAUAUGGGCUUCCCAUGGCUUUCACUGUUACUACUUUAGCAUGGGCUGCCAUAUUUUACAAGUCAGAAUUAGAAGCUGCAAAUGAAAUGGGAAAUGUUCGUGAUGCCAUUCAAUGGGGUACCGAUUAUUUUUUGAAAGCUAGUUCUCGACAUAAAAGAUUAUAUGUUGAGGUAGGGGACCCAGAAGAGGAUCACCAUUGUUGGAUUCGACCAGAAAACAUGAAGACAAAAAGAACGGUUAAGAAGAUUGAUAGUAACACAGCCGGGACUGAGAUUGCAGCUGAAACUGCAGCAGCAAUGGCUGCUUCUUCUAUUGUUUUUAGACAUAAGGAUCGUAAAUAUGCUCGUCGUCUCCUUAACAAAGCCAAAUUGCUUUUCCAAAUGGCAAAAUCUCAUAAAGGAACCUACGAUGGAGAGUGUCCCUUCUAUUGCUCCUAUUCUGGCUAUAAUGAUGAACUGAUGUGGGCUGCAACGUGGCUAUACAUUGCUACGAGACAAUCUAUGUAUAUGAAGUACAUACAAGAAGAUGUCAUAAGUGCUAGUGUAGCAGAAUUCAGUUGGGACCUUAAAUAUGCAGGAGCUCAAAUCCUUCUCACGCAGUUACAUUUUGAAGGUGUAAAGAAUCUGGAAACAUUCAAAAGCCACGGAGAAAGUUUCAUAUGCUCUGUACUUCCUGAUAGUCCCUACAACCAGAUUAACUUGUCUCCUGGCGGCUUCAUUCAUUUGAGAGAUGGAGCCAACACGCAGUAUGCAACCGGCACAGCUUACUUGUUUAGUGUAUAUGGUGAUUUGCUUGCCAAAUAUAAACAGAAAAUCACUUGCGGAAACAAACAAUUUGGCUCAUCCCAUCUCCUUUCUUUUGCUAAGAAACAAAUGGACUAUAUACUAGGGAAAAACCCGGAAGGAAGAUCCUAUAUGGUAGGAUUUGGUAAAAACCCACCAACGCAAGCUCAUCAUAGAGGUGCUUCCGUGCCGAAGUUGCCAAAGGAUGAAGAAGUCAGCUGUUCCUUGAGCUUCACCAAAUGGUUUCAAAAAGAUGAACCUAAUCCCAAUGAGCUCACUGGUGCCAUUGUUGGUGGACCUGACCGCUAUGACAAGUUCAACGAUAAACGUUGGGAUUCACCCAAGACUGAACCUUGCACUUACGUCAAUUCCCUAGCAACUGGAGCUCUAGCAAGGCUUGCAUCUAUGCGUUAAUUCUCAUGUUAACCCCAACGUUUAGUAUAUAGAUAAUGUAAUGGAUCAAGAUUUACAUGCUUAGUGGGUUGGUGUUUA